AUGGCGGCGCCAGAAGUGCACCACUUGUUCCACGCGCCCAUCGCGGACCACUCGUUCUCGGCCGACCGCAACACCGUCGCCGUCGCCAGGGAUACGUCGGUCGAGAUUUACAAGCGCGUCGCCAACUCUUUCAAGCUCAAGGACGAGCUCAAGGGUCAUGACAAGACCGUCACCAGCGUCGACAUUGCGCCCAACUCGGGCCACCGCAACGCCCUUGUCUGGGAGCCAACUGCCCAGGGAUACAAGCCGACGCUCGUCCUCCUUCGCAUCAAUCGUGCAGCUACCUUUGCACGCUGGUCGCCCAACGAGACCAAGUUCGCUGUCGGCUCCGGUGACCGCCUCAUCGCCAUUUGCUACUUCGAGCAGGAGAACGACUGGUGGGUGUCUAAGCACCUCAAGAAACCUAUCCGUAGCACCGUCACCACUGUCGCCUGGCACCCCAACUCGGUCCUGUUGGCCGCCGGCUCGACCGAUGCCCACGCUCGUGUGUUCUCUGCCUUCAUCAAGGGCGUUGAUUCUAAGCCCGAGCCCACUGCCUGGGGCGAACGUUUGCCCUUCAACACCGUCUGCGGCGAGUUUAUGAAUAACUCCGCCGGCUGGAUCCACUCCGUUGCCUUCUCUCCCAGCGGGAAUGCUUUGGCUUACGCCGCCCACGACAGCUCUAUCACUGUUGUCUACCCCAGUGCUCCCGAGCAGCCCCCGCGGGCUGUUAUCACUGUCAACACUCACCUGCUGCCUUUCAUGAGCUUGAUCUGGAACGGGGAGGAUGAGAUAAUCGCCGCCGGUUACGACUGCGAGGCCUUCCGCUUCCGCGGAGGUGAAGAUGGUUGGCAGCUCACUGGUGCUGUCGAGGCCAAGGGCCGGCCUGACCAGGACGCCGAUCAACGCGAGGAGUCAGCGCUUCAGAUGUUCCGCCAGAUGGACCUCAGAGGCAAAGUGAAGGAUGAUACCCAGCUGAAGACUGUGCACCAAAACACCAUAACCCACCUGCGCCCUUACGAAACUUCUGGAGGCUACCUGACCAAGUUUAGCUCGAGCGGAGUCGAUGGACGCAUUGUUAUCUGGACUCUGUAG
Molecule: messenger RNA, 1074 nt
Organism: Thermochaetoides thermophila DSM 1495
Lineage: Eukaryota; Fungi; Ascomycota; Sordariomycetes; Sordariales; Chaetomiaceae
Product: actin-related protein 2/3 complex subunit-like protein
Exons: 3
Coding region: 1-1074 (357 amino acids)
Biological process (GO): Arp2/3 complex-mediated actin nucleation
Cellular component (GO): actin cytoskeleton; Arp2/3 protein complex
Molecular function (GO): actin filament binding
Source: RefSeq, a predicted model, not a curated record